UUCUCAGUCUCUCUUUUUCCCCCUCUUUCUUUAUGCAAUAGUGAUGUUUGCUGUAAAAAGAACGAUCCGUUUGUUCUUGUCUCUUACUGUCUUGUCUUCAUUUCUAUUUAUCAGCUGCAAUUUAAACCAACAUACAUCUCCUGAACCAGAGGCACGAUUCCAUCAAAACUACAGUUACCCGUAAUUGAGGCCCUCCAGGAUCUGACCAUGGACACUCCGCCAAAAGCACAGCAAGUGAAGCCAGUGGUAUCUGCUCUCUGCAAAGUCCCGCUCCUCUUUCUGCUCCUGUACCUCUUUGUGUGCUCCCUUGACAUUUUAAGCUCUGCCUUCCAACUAGCUGGGGGCAGGGUAGCAGGCGAUAUCUUCCAGAAAGAUGCCAUCCUGUCUAACCCAGUGGCAGGGCUGGUGGUGGGAAUACUGGUGACAGUGUUAGUCCAGAGCUCCUCCACCUCUACAUCCAUCAUAGUCAGCCUCGUCUCUUCUGGCUUGCUGGAUGUUCAGUCAGCCAUUCCUAUCAUCAUGGGCUCUAACAUCGGAACAUCAGUCACCAAUACCAUUGUUGCUCUGAUGCAGGCUGGGGAGAGAGAUGAGUUUGAAAGGGCAUUUGCUGGAGCUACAGUCCAUGACUGUUUUAACUGGUUGUCUGUUUUGGUGCUUCUCCCUCUGGAAGCUGUGAGUGGGCUGUUGAGGCAAUUGUCACAGGCCGUGGUUGACACACUACAGCUCAGUACUGGAGAAGAAGCUCCUGAACUUCUUAAAGUUCUCACUGAGCCACUCACUAAGAUGAUUAUCCAGCUGGAUCGGUCAGUCAUUACAGCCAUCGCUACAGGAGACCACAGCGUGAGGAACAAGAGUCUGGUGAAGCAAUGGUGUGAAACCACAACUGUGAAGGUACUGCUACCAUACAAUAUGUCCCAUAUAAUGUCAUUACUGCCCUAUUUCUUCUUGUGUAGGCAUCUCUUUGUGGACUGCUCUUUGUCAGACUUGGCCAUAGGUCUGAUCCUCCUGGCUUGCUCCCUUGUGGUGCUGUGCAGCUGUCUGAUACUCCUGGUUAAACUGCUUAACUCCCUCCUGAAGGGCCAGUUGGCCAGUGCCAUUAAUAAAGUUGUUAAUACAGAUUUCCCCUUCCCUUUUACCUGGCUGGCAGGUUAUCUGGCUGUGUUAGUGGGAGCAGGCAUGACCUUUUUGGUUCAGAGUAGUUCUGUCUUCACCUCUGCUAUCACCCCUCUCAUAGGGAUUGGUGUGAUCAGUAUUGAAAGAGCCUACCCUUUAACCCUGGGGUCCAACCUCGGAACCACUACAACAGCUACACUGGCAGCCCUGGCUAGUCCGGGAGAUAAGCUUGUUGCUGCCACACAGGUUGCCUUAUGUCACUUUUUCUUUAACCUUCUUGGUAUCUUGCUAUGGUAUCCCAUACCAGCCACCCGCUUACCCAUACGUAUGGCCUGUGCCCUUGGCAAACGCACUGCCAGGUACCGCUGGUUUGCUGUUUUGUACCUUCUCCUCUGCUUCCUGCUACUCCCAUCCCUCGUGUUUGCCGUCUCCAUGGCUGGGUGGAAGGUGAUGACUGGGAUAGGCGUACCAGUCAUUAUGGUGAUUAUAUCUGCUGCAACUGUAAACAUGCUCCAGGCACGUAGACCGGGUUGUUUGCCGCUUAGACUGCAGAACUGGGACUUUCUUCCUGUUUGGAUGACCUCGCUGCAGCCCCUUGAUGACCUCAUCACCAGAGCGACCCUGUUGUGCAGGCAGUGGAGGGGUUGGACUUGGAAGCUAAAUGAUGGCCAGGUAACAUCACUGGAGGGCAUUACUGUCAUCCCUGAGAGAAAAGUCAGGAAGGAAUGUCAGCAGAGUGGGGAUGGACAGGAGAUUGAUAAGAGCUGGCAGAAACAAAGAGGACUGGACAAACAUGGGUGUUGUGAUCUACAAUACAACCAGGAAAAAAACAACAGAGACAACACAGCAACCAACAUGUAUUCAGAGAACAAUAUAUUUAACUUGGCUGCAGAGUGCUCCAUAAACAUGAACUUAAACAAUCAGGGUACUCUGCUGAGUAGCACCCAAUUGUAGUGCUACUAUCUUGUGUUUAAGGUUUGCCAGACGUUACAUGUAUUUAAAGACCUGUAUGGAUGUCAUUGCUAAAAAAAAUGUUUUACAAUCCUGUGCUGAAAAAGAACAUAAAUGUAAUUGCCUGAGGAUUUGUAACUGGCUGCACAAACUCAUUGAAAUGUGAGGAGAGCUACUAUAAAUUUAGGGCUGAUGGACUGCUUUCAGAUGAAUAGUUAAUAAAUAGCAUGUUGGUGUCUUAUUAUCUUGAGAUAAUUAUUAACAAGGUAGCUUUUAUUUUACACAACUGAUGCAAGAGGACUCUAACAGUGAUAAGAAGUUAUAUCCAGUAUACUGUAUGUUGCAACCUUAGCAAAGAUUUCAACAUGGAUGAUAAACAUACUAAAUAAUUGCUUGAAGUUUAACAUGACUUUGUUU
This is a messenger RNA of Morone saxatilis (striped sea-bass), 2481 nucleotides long. RefSeq names its product sodium-dependent phosphate transport protein 2A-like. Gene Ontology annotation, molecular function: sodium:phosphate symporter activity. Gene Ontology annotation, cellular component: apical plasma membrane; brush border; vesicle. The coding region runs from base 208 to 2067 and encodes 619 amino acids. The record is from RefSeq and is a predicted model, not a curated record. The transcript has 12 exons. Gene Ontology annotation, biological process: sodium-dependent phosphate transport; intracellular phosphate ion homeostasis. Lineage: Eukaryota; Metazoa; Chordata; Actinopteri; Moronidae.